Messenger RNA from Culex quinquefasciatus (southern house mosquito), 420 nucleotides. RefSeq names its product ataxin-8-like. Lineage: Eukaryota; Metazoa; Arthropoda; Insecta; Diptera; Culicidae. The record is from RefSeq and is a predicted model, not a curated record. The transcript has 2 exons. The annotation marks the transcript as partial.
AUGAGGAAACUCAAAACCUCUUGGAAGCAGAGUAAGCAACAGCAACAGCAACAGCAACAGCAACAGCAACAGCAACAGCAACAGCAACAGCAACAGCAACAGCAACAGCAACAGCAACAGCAACAGCAACAGCAACAGCAACAGCAACAGCAACAGCAACAGCAACAGCAACAGCAACAGCAACAGCAACAGCAACAGCAACAGCAACAGCAACAGCAACAGCAACAGCAACAGCAACAGCAACAGCAACAGCAACAGCAACAGCAACAGCAACAGCAACAGCAACAGCAACAGCAACAGCAACAGCAACAGCAACAGCAACAGCAACAGCAACAGCAACAGCAACAGCAACAGCAACAGCAACAGCAACAGCAACAGCAACAGCAACAGCAACAGCAACAGCAACAGCAACAGCAACAG